Engraulis encrasicolus (European anchovy) is the source of this 3654-nucleotide messenger RNA. Its product is annotated as ubiquitin carboxyl-terminal hydrolase CYLD-like. Gene Ontology annotation, cellular component: cytosol. NCBI's taxonomy places the organism in Eukaryota, Metazoa, Chordata, Actinopteri, Clupeiformes, Engraulidae. The coding region runs from base 109 to 3474 and encodes 1121 amino acids. Gene Ontology annotation, molecular function: K63-linked deubiquitinase activity; cysteine-type deubiquitinase activity. Gene Ontology annotation, biological process: protein K63-linked deubiquitination. The transcript has 17 exons. The record is from RefSeq and is a predicted model, not a curated record.
AUUUCCUGCUUUUGGGCGUGAGGUUGCUUUGUUUUCUGUGCGACGUGUUGUCAAAGUUUAAAACUCUGAGAUGUCAGUAUCGUGACUCCAUCCAUCAAUUAAUCCACCAUGUCGGGAGUCGCUCGCCAUCCAAGUAGACGACGGCGUCCCCCUAAAAUGUUCCUGGUGCCGUCCGAUCUUAAGAUCAUGGAUCACCUGGACGGAACCAUUCGGGUGCCGCGGGGGUGUUUGUGCCAGGAACAAGAGACCCAGGAAAGGAAUGGAAGAGUGGAGGUGUGGGUAAAGGUACUAGAUACUGGUGGCAUGUUCAAGAUCGACAGGCAGAAGCUAAUCGAGAUCCCUGCUGACCAGUCCAACCUAUUGGAGCCUGUGAAGGACCUGGAGGCCCGUCUUAAACUGCACAGCAAGCCCCAUCGGCUGCAGCGAUUGGCUCUCCUCCCUAUGGGGUCUCCCGUCACCGUGGUGAUGAGCCAGGAGUCCCUGGCCGAGGGAGAGUUGAGGUUCAGGGGACCCCUCACCAGAGGCAGCACAGCAGUGUACUUUGGGGUUCAGCUCAAGGGCUGGGCCGCAGGUAAAGGCACCUGUAACGGCUCCUACAAGGGCCAUCAGCUCUUCACCUGCCCUGAGGCCUGCGGCAUCUUUGUCUCGGCCGGCCAGAUCACCACCCGGCGCUCCUCGCGAGAGAUCGACUCCAAAGACUACAACAACCACAAUGGCCCUCUUCCUCCAUCCAACUUCCACAAUGCACCUGGCUCCCAACAACAGCAGCAGGUGAUGGCACCCCCCAGUUCCCACCAUCACCAGCAGCAGCCCGUCAGCAUCCUAUCCCGCACGGCAGAGUCCGUCGUCCAGAGGCCCACGUCCCCCACAGGCCCGCUGCUGCAGCAGGGGCAACGGGUGAUGUUUGCCCAGGAUGAUGUCACUCAGACGGGGAAGGUGGCCUUCUGUGGGCCCCUGCCUGGAAGGACGUCUGGAGGAGUUUAUGUGGGUGUGGUGCUGGACAACCCGGUUGGUAACUGGGACGGCACCUAUAAGAACCAUAAGCUGUGCUCAAUCCCCUCCCCCCAGUUUGGGCACCUGCUCCCGCUCUCCAAAGUCACUCCAGUGGAAUCCAGGAGAGAGAAGUCACCUCCACCCGUAGCCGUGGUCGCCACCAAGCCCGCCCUGAAGCCCCCCUCCCUAGGCUCCUCCAAAGUCGCCCUGGUCCCUGUGCUGCCCCCUUACACCAAACCGGCUCUGAAGCCCGUCACUGCGCCCAAACCUGUCUCGCCCGUCUCCCCUACAUCUGCCUCCUCACCCAACCCCGCACUUCCAUCACCUGUGCUGUCUGUGCCCCCUUACCAGCCCAAGACUGCCCUUCAACCCCCCUCUAAGCAGUCCGGCUCCCCCCCUCCACUACCACCACCAAGCUUCUCUACGUCCUCCUCCGCAGCCUCCAACAACUCCAACUCUAGCAAGCCCCCACCCCCUCCCCCUGCCAGCCUCAAGCCCUCCGUUAAGCCUCUUCCACCUCCCCCCACCACAGCAUCCCCCCCUUAUCAAACCACCAACCACACGGACCAGCAGCAACCACGCGCCUCCAAGCUGGCAUUGACGCCUCCUUACUCAACCAAUAACAACACGGAACAACCAUCGCGUACCUCCAAACCGCCGCCACUGAUGCCAGCUUUCCCGAACAACCACACGGACCACCAACCACCACCACGCACAUCCAAACAUGCACUGACGCCCCUCUACUCGACCAAUCACACAGAUCAACAUCCACGUGGUUCGACCAAUGGGCUCCCGGGCCCUCCAUCACCUCCGAGCCCGGAGGAGGUGGAGUUUGACAUGGAGGCGGAGUCUCCGGGGGCUGCAGAUGGGGCAGUGUUUGACACGGGGACAGGGUUUGGGCUGGAGGUGGGCUCUAUGGUGGAGGUGAACGAGCCCCCACAGUAUGGAGUCAUCCGCUGGAUAGGGCGCAUCAGCGGCAUCCCCGAGCUGGUGGCCGGAGUCGAACUGGACCAGGAGAUUACGGCCGGUACGGACGGCAGCUACCUGAGCGAGCGCUAUUUCCGUUGUCCGGCUAACAAGGGCCUAUUCGUCAAGCUGCGCAGCUGCAGGCGCGACUCCCGAUUCCCCGUCCCUGAGAUGCCAAUCAACCAGGUGGAGCGCUGCAACUCCAUAGCGUUUGCGGAUUGGGGCAGUGAGCGUGUGGAGGAGCACACCGCUCCAGUAAGAGGUCCGGAGGCCCGACAGCACUAUCAGGGCUGGAAGAAGGGCAUCCAGGGACACCUCAACUCAUGCUACCUGGACGCAUCACUCUUCAGUCUGUUCUCGUGCUGUAGUUCGGCGGACUCUGUCCUCUUCUGUCCCCCCGGUCCCCAGGAUGGCCCCCACAGCCGCAACGCCCAAGACCUGCUACGCUGCGAGAUUGUCAACCCCUUACGCAGGAAUGGCUAUGUGUGUGCCAGCAAGACAAUGGCUCUGCGUAAACUCCUGGAGGCCGAAACCACAGAUGCUGGCUUUACCAAUCAAGAGAAAGACCCUGAGGAGUUCCUGAACAAGCUUUUCCAGCUCCUGCGCAUGGAGCCACUCCUGAGGAUCAGGUCUAUGAACCAUCAGCCUCAGCAGUGCCACAUCUACCAGCUCUUCCCUCCCUCCACCACCCCGUCCUCCCCCCUCUCUCCCUUCUCUCCCUCCCUCUCUCCAGCGCCCCUCUCCCCCAUCCCCCUCUCCCCACCCAGCGGCCACAUGAGGGUGGCUAGCGUGCAGGCCCUCCUGGAGGCCUCCUUCAUCCACUCAGGACUCAAGUUUACUGAGGCUCCCUCCUGUUUGCCUCUGCUCAUGCCCAGGUUUGGGAAGGACUUCAAGAUGUUUGAUGCCAUCCUGCCCUCUCUCACCCUGGACAUCACAGACCUGCUGGAUGAGUCUCUGCGGCAGUGUAGUAUCUGCCAGUCUCUGGCUCACUGGGAGUGUGUGCAAUGCUACGAGGAUCAGGACAUCACACCCGGACGCCUCAAACAGUUCUGCCAUACCUGUAACACACAGGUGCACACCCAUAAGAAGCGCAUUUCACACCAGCCGGAGCGAGUCAGGACGCCGCAGUGCCCGUGGGCGGAGACAUGGGAGGGGCUUAACGGCAACAGCAGUAGCAGCAGGGAAUGGGAGGGGCCACUGGGGGGAAGCCGUCAGCGAUUGGAGCUCUUCGCCGUCACCUGUAUCGAGACGAGCCACUACGUCAGCUUCGUACGCUACGGGCCGCAGCCCACCGACUGGCUCUUCUUUGACAGCAUGGCGGACCGAGAAGGUGGGGAGAACGGUUUCAACGUGCCUCAGGUGCGAGCGUGCCCAGAGGUGGGUCGCUACCUCAGCCUAUCAGAAGAGGAGGUGAGGCGUCUUGACCCCGCCUCCCUGAAGGACACUGUCCGAAGACUCCUCUGUGACUCCUACAUGUGCCUUUACCACUGUCCUGAGAUCAGCCUCUACAAGUGAUGCAUUCAAUACACAGACACAGACACAGACACAGACAAUGUGCCAUUACCACGGUCCUGAGAUCAGCCAUACACACACACACACAAUCGGGUGCCUUUACCACUGUUCUAAGAUCAGCCUUUACUUGUGAUGUAUUCAACACACAUACACACACACACACACACACACACCACACACACA